UUUUGGUUGAGAUGAGUCGACUGCUGCAUGAUCACAACAAUGGUGCUUCUGGAUCUCCAGCACCAGCACCACCACCCUUCUCACCAUCAUCCUCGUCAGCAUCAUCAACAAGCAUGCCCAUCCCAAUUGCCGCUGGCAGCGCGCGCCAUGCUCAGUCGCAUCACCAUGGAUUCGGUUUGUCGGCGCCAACCACAACGGGAGGUUCGUCCUGGGGCGGCACCUCAAGUCGCACAAACGGAACUCCCACUGGCUCGCUGGGCGCCGUGAGUUCGCCAAUCUUCCCGACCAUCCUCGGACCAGCGAGCGCGGGCCUGCGCUUUGAGGUCGACGGCAGCGGGAGCAGCGGUUUCAGCGGCUUGCCAUCGACUUCUCCGCCCGCCGCCGCUGGCUCUGCUGCAACAACCAUCACUCACGCUCAGGCAAGUGCGACGACGAAUGCUGGCUCGCCUUAUAUUGUGAACAGCCCAAUCACGCACGCAGUGGCGGUCGAGCGAGCUGGCUCAGCAGCUCCCAUGACCUCUGGCGGGAACGAGUCUUCCAAUCUCAGAGCGUCGCUGUCUCAGCCAAAGCGCGUCUUGGAGGUGAUACUGCCACUUCCGCCGUCGAGUGGCACUCAUGUCGCACGAGGAUUGUCGACAGAGCAGCUCGUUGUCGGAGGAUUGCCAGAGUCAACAAUGCUCAGCCGCGCUCAGACGCCCGUUUUGGAAGCCGAUCCGCAGCUCCCCUCGCCGCCCCUUCCUCCAGGUCGCGUGCGAAUCGCCUACAACCCCCAGUCCACGUCGGAAGCAAUGGAUCGGAUGAUUCGAUCUCAAUGCAAAAUCAAGCGAGAUCACGAAUACCACCUCGAAGAUGCGGAUGGCGACGUAGUCGUGAUUGAAGGAAGCAUGCGCGAGGGUGUCUACACACUCCGUAUGAUUGACACGAACAGCGGUCCGGAUGAAUCAGAAAGCGACGAGGAAAGCAUUUCGGUCGCGCGCACUGCUCCCUUUGGCGCAAAAAUUCAUCACACUCGAGGUCAUGAGUUUGUUGCAAAGCAUUUCCACGCCAUUGAACUAUGCUAUCACUGUCGCAUGCCACUUCUAGGGCUUGGCAAACAAGGCUACAUCUGUCUGAAGUGUCUGACGACGUGCCAUAAAAAGUGCCACGCGGAAUACUCCAUUCCAUGUGGCAAAGAGCCGGGUGAUUUGGAGUUCAAGUGCGGCGCCUGUCGCAACUACUACACAGAAGACGAAAACAGCGACACUGCGUGUGCGCACCAUCCUCAUCUUCACCAGAAGAGUGGCGUCUGCUCGAGGUGCUAUCUUCCCUGGAACAAAACAAACGGCUGUGUGUUGGGUCGCCAUCGGCCGUUGUUGAGUCAUGGCAAGAAACUGAUACGCAAGAACGUUGUGGGCAAAGGAUUCAAUCAACUGGCCACGCAACUCUCCAUCGAUACAAACAUCUUUCGCAAGUUUGUUCGCUCAAUGUCCUUGACCAAGCCCGGUGCUUCCGCUGCCAUUGAGGAGGAUGACGGGGACGAGGAAGAUUUGGAGCCAGAACCCGUGACCGAUCCUGGUCCCGAAAUUCCCCGCGUUCGGUGUGAUUGUACCGACCACUACAAGGUCGCCUUCUUUGCUCGAGAUUUUCCCUGCAGCGUGAGCGAACUGUUUGAACUCGCAUUUAGCUCGCCAGAAGCGCUGGUCGACGUCGAGGUCAAUGCACUAGUGAGCUUUAACAAUGUCUCCACCACGCCGUGGCAGCACAACGUUGGCGAUGCAUUGCUCAGUGAAUCCCGCAAGCGGACGUUUACAAUGCCGCUUGUCGGACGUGGCCUUGGCGGUUUUGGUCUGGCCAAAACGACGAUUUGCCACCAGAACCAGCAUAUUAUUUGGAAACACGACCGAAAUUGCUUUUGUCUGGAAGUGGCGUCCGUCACACCAGACCUUCCCAUGGGAGAUUCGUUUGUAAAUCUGACGCGAUACUGCGUUAGCGCCAACUCGCGAUAUUCCUGCCAUGCGUUGGUGGCUGGUGAAGUGAAAUUUCUCAAGAACAUCCGCGGACAAAAUUUGAUUGUGGCUAAAUCCCACGAGGGAAUUCGCUCGUACUUGCUGCAGUGGGGAGCCGCAGUGACUCGGCACGUGACGAUAAGGCGGAACGGCAGGCUCGGCACCCCAUCCAGCACUCAGUCUCUGGAUAUGAUGGAGUCCGCCAGCAACAUGGCUUCGAGCUCUGCUCAAGCGUCGCUCGGCAUUGACGAGGAAUUUGAGCGCGUCCUGCCCAGCUGGCUGACGGCCGUGUUCUUGUAUGUCAUUGUCGGUCUGCUCGCUUCAUCCAUCAUCAUGUACAUCCGGAUUGCCGAACUAACCAGCGCCAUUGACCUGAUGGCGCACGACCUGUAGUAGUAGUAGUUGUUGUUGUUUGAAUUCACAUCUUGAUACUGUAUUUAUGCUGAUCGUAUUGUUCAGAGAAGAAAAGAAAAAAUGAAC
Molecule: messenger RNA, 2465 nt
Organism: Capsaspora owczarzaki ATCC 30864
Lineage: Eukaryota; Filasterea; Ministeriida; Capsasporidae
Exons: 10
Coding region: 12-2378 (788 amino acids)
Biological process (GO): intracellular sterol transport
Cellular component (GO): plasma membrane; endoplasmic reticulum membrane; endoplasmic reticulum-plasma membrane contact site
Molecular function (GO): sterol binding; sterol transfer activity
Source: RefSeq, a predicted model, not a curated record